UAAACCUACAAAAGCCGCCGGUUGCCGCCCAACCGCAAGCCUCCUCUUUACCUAAGAUCAUUUUCAAACUUUUCAAUGCAAUAUUUUCUUUUUUCCAAUCUAUUUGUCUUAAAUUAAUUGCAGUUUCAUUUUUCCUGAGCUGCAAUGAGUGAUCGAGCAACUGAAUCAAAUGAGGCACAGUCAAGCUCAGAAGAAGCUCAGAAGCCUCAGAUUGAGCCUAUUCGGAUGCCUACUGUGGAGGAAAUAAGGGGACAAGACAUUUGGAACAACUGUGCUGUUCGUAGUGUUGUUAGUGGAGUCAUGGGAGGGGGACUAGGGUUGUUCAUGGGUCUGUUUCUAGGGGCACUGGAUAACCCAAUAAUGCAAGAGGAAAUGACAACGAGGCAACAACUUGUAUACCAAGCAAAGCAGAUGGGUCGGAGGAGUUGGAGUUCCUGCAAAACUUUUGCUGUUAUGGGUUUGGUUUUCUCUGCUGCUGAAUGUGUCGUUGAGAAGGCACGGGCAAAGCAUGACAUGACAAAUACAGCAGUAGCAGGGUGCGUAACAGGAGGCACAUUAUCAGCUAGAGGAGGUCAGGGGUUCGAGCCGUGGAAACAGCCUCUUGCAAAAAUGCAGGGUAAGGUUGCGUACAAUAGACCCUUAUGGUUCAGCCCUUCCCCAGAUCUCGCGCAUAGUGGGAGCUUAGUGCACCGGGCUCCCUUUCAUGUCAUUGGAAUGUAACUCACACGUACAAGAAGAAAGACAAAAUCAAAUGUUAUAACGUAAAUUUUCCCCAAAGAGGUAUUAGCAACUUAAAGCGAUCCAAAGAUUUGAGAACAAUGUGUUGGUUGAAACAGUUGUAGCCAAUCACAACUAGCUUGGGAUUAAGGUGUUUGAUGUUAAUGUACCUUUCUCUUAAAAGAAGGCGUUCACGUUGGUGUUGUUGCAUUUCUUCCUCGAUUUUGUUACAUAUGCUCGUCCUGCUAAUUUCUUCUUACUUGAAUGAAAUAUUAGCUUACCUCAGUAGAUUAUUUUUGAGACCUACAUGAAUAUUAUGUUUUGUAACAUAUGGACUUGGGACAAUUAGGAUUGCAGUAGGAUUUCUUUUCGCUGUGGAAUAGGAUUGUAUUUUGGUAUUAGUGGGAGACAGAUAUCUUUUAACAUUAAAUACGGAUGGAGUGAUACAUCUUCUCAUAGUAGUCAUUGUUGUUGACAUGAGUACUAAAGUAAGAUACAGAAAUUCAUGGGGGCUUUACCUGAGCCCUAUAUAUAUAUGUGUGUGUGUGUGUGUAGUGCUGCUAUGUGACAAUGUCAAAAACCAGUUUCUUAUUCUUGACUUAAUUCAUUAUUUAUGAGUGUGGUGAAGAAAGGGGGGUGGGUUGUUGGGCUGCUUUCCAAGGAUAUAAGGGAAAAGAGUUCUUCUUCUGGCUUUUGACAUUUGAUCUAAACUUGCUUGUAGAAUGAAGCCUGUAUCGGGCUGUUUAAAUUACAGCUUUUCUAUCACUGAUGAAGCAAGUAAUUGGACUGUGCUAUUCCAAAUUA
Molecule: messenger RNA, 1521 nt
Organism: Nicotiana tabacum (common tobacco)
Lineage: Eukaryota; Viridiplantae; Streptophyta; Magnoliopsida; Solanales; Solanaceae
Product: mitochondrial import inner membrane translocase subunit TIM22-4
Biological process (GO): protein insertion into mitochondrial inner membrane
Cellular component (GO): TIM22 mitochondrial import inner membrane insertion complex
Molecular function (GO): transmembrane protein transporter activity
Source: RefSeq, a predicted model, not a curated record